Molecule: messenger RNA, 987 nt
Organism: Toxoplasma gondii ME49
Lineage: Eukaryota; Apicomplexa; Conoidasida; Eucoccidiorida; Sarcocystidae
Product: signal recognition particle (SRP9) domain-containing protein
Exons: 6
Coding region: 225-845 (206 amino acids)
Biological process (GO): SRP-dependent cotranslational protein targeting to membrane
Cellular component (GO): signal recognition particle, endoplasmic reticulum targeting
Molecular function (GO): 7S RNA binding
Source: RefSeq, a predicted model, not a curated record
GCUUUUUCUCAGUUCCUGUCUGCAGCUGCUGGCUCGAAUUUCGUUAGCAAAAGGUUUUGUGUGGCUUUCUGUCGAAGAGGUGAGUGCGUUAAAAAGUGAAAAUCCGGCAAUUAGCACAGAGUGGCUGUCCCGUGUGCAGUGCGAAUGCGCCUAUCGGAUUUCCUGCAGUGUCCCCGACGCCUUUGUUUUUUCCUGCGGAAACAAGUCCUCCGGAAACUCUCAAAAUGGAACACCGAAAGCCUUUCAACGACAGCAUGUUUGCCCCCAAUACAAAGCCAAUGCUUUCAACGCCCCAAAGCACUGCUUUCUUCAAGGAGCAACGCUCCGUUCUCUUCCACAAUUCAUCUGCUUCUUGCUGCUGGAUUCUCCCUUCUCUUCCGUCUCGUUGGCACUCCUCUCUGUCGUCCGAGAAGUUCUCGACCAGCUCCGAGAAAACAACGUCAGCCUCCAAUUCAGCGAGAAGAAGAGACGAGUUCGCCUGCAGACUCUCUUCGACGCUCGUCUGCAACAUGGUGCUCCUUUCUGACUGGCAAGCCUUCGUGCUUGCAGUCAGAGACAUGUUCCUCCACAGUCCGAACACGACACGAUAUACGAUGAAGUACAAGAGACAGUCUGCGGAGCUGACACUGAAGGUGACGGAUAACGUAACGUGCCUCAAGUACAGAGCAACAAACCCAGCAGAGUUGAAAAAUGUCGAGCGGCUUGGCCAUGCAUUCAUGCAAUGGACUCUCCAGCCUUCCUCAGCUUCGAAGAACCUCCCGUUCGACUUUCUUCCCUCAGGGACGAGUGAAUCGGCGCCGAGCCAGCGAGAAGGAAAACCACGCCGAAGAAGGAGAGGGGCGUAGCGACAAAGGUUACUCUCUGUGAAAACUGUCUUCUUCUGUUUUUCUCUGUUGCCGCCGCCUUUCUUUAAGGCGCUCUGAUUUCUGCCGCCUUUUUGGAACUACCAGCGACUCUCCGCCGAACUUUUCGCGUUCAAUUCUCUCG